This is a messenger RNA of Mesorhabditis spiculigera, 522 nucleotides long. The record is from the annotation of a GenBank genome assembly. Lineage: Eukaryota; Metazoa; Nematoda; Chromadorea; Rhabditida; Rhabditidae.
AUGUGGGACAAAGACACCCUGGCUCGCCAGCGGCAUGUGCAUCCGGAGCGGUUGUACGUCGCGUUCGCCCAGGCCUGUGGCGAGUUGGUGACCUUUACCGAUGACCGGCAUCUGCCUGAGGAAUACCCGGCUUAUCAACACGACCAGUUGCGUGAAUCCUUCAAGACCCUGGAAGAAACAUUGCGCCGUUCUCUGGGCACGGUGCUGCAACCUCGCGCGGUGUCGCUGCCGAUCGUGAAACAGGAGUACGGCGUGCAAGCCGCCGCCCUGCACGACCGACGCCUGCUGGAAAACGCCGAAUUCAUCCUGGCGGUACGGGCGAAGAUGCCGCCGGAGCAACUGCGCCAGCAGUUCCUGCAACAGACCGAGGUCAGCUCCACGGAAAACCUCCGGCAAGCUGGUCAGUUUGCAACUGCCGGGCAUUGCGCUGCUGCCGCUGCCGGUGGCGCUACCGGCACCUGCCGUUUCAUGCCGGCUUCAGUUAUUUCCAACUGGAUCGCCACCACCCCGACUGGCAAAGCC